AUGCGGACACUCAUCAAGUCUGGGUUGGUCUUUCCGCAGGGCCUUGCGGUUGAUGAUCACAGGCAGCGCCUUUUCGUAGCUGAUCCGAACAAAACAGGGCUGGUGAUGUAUCAACUUUCCUCGAAUGGAGACACGCUGUCAGUUGGAAGUCCGAAAGUGGUGGCAUCAGGAGUACAGACUCGGGCUGUGACGGUGGAUGGUCUCGGCAAUGUCGUGUUUUCUGACGAGCCAACAAAUCGAAUACUCAGAGUUUCUGCAGCGAGCAUUGACGAGGGCAAGACAGCCCCUGAGGUCAUCUACGAUGGCAACACGGUGUCCCAUUUGAAAGCGCCGGGAGGAGUUGCCAUGGACAACUAUUUCGUCUAUUGGCUGAACAAAGCAGGUGCUCCGAAGGCGGGUACCCUGAUAAGAGGUCUGCAAUAUGCCACGGCCGAGACUAUCCAGAAUGCUUCAGCCGGAGUCAAGCUGCUGGCCGGCAACGCUCCCAAGUGCUAUGGCGUCUGUCUUGCCGGAGGGAAUAUCUUCUACACGGAUGAAGCAUCUCAUUUGUACGGCAUCAACCGGGCUUCAACGUCACGACACGUCGUGCGAACUAUCUCUUCCAGCCUGCAGGCGCCUCGCGGGUGCGUGUCUGAUGGUGCCGGCACAGUCUAUGUCGCGGACAAGUCACAGAAUGCAGUUUUCCGUUUCCCUUCGAACAUGGAUGACCUCAUGCCGAGAGCCAUGGUGAAGGCUGCAGACCUGCAGGGAGCCUUCGGGCUGGCCAUUCACGAUGUGGGCUACCAGGCACCUGGAAUUCUGCGAUGA
Molecule: messenger RNA, 807 nt
Organism: Symbiodinium sp. CCMP2592
Lineage: Eukaryota; Dinophyceae; Suessiales; Symbiodiniaceae
Source: the annotation of a GenBank genome assembly